Molecule: messenger RNA, 5994 nt
Organism: Mizuhopecten yessoensis (Yesso scallop)
Lineage: Eukaryota; Metazoa; Mollusca; Bivalvia; Pectinida; Pectinidae
Exons: 10
Coding region: 171-5054 (1627 amino acids)
Source: RefSeq, a predicted model, not a curated record
UUUCCGACAACAAGGAACUCUUAUAUGACAAGGAUACAAGUUGAAAACGUCGAGCGACUGACACAUCGGUAACAUGUAACAUUUUGAUGACUAUCAUGCUGGAUCAAGUUCGGCAUUCGUUUUUUAUGUGUCUCAUCGCGAGUCAGCUAUCGGGGUAAGAUAGUUUGAAGAUGGCUAGUUUUCUGAACCUACAAGGGUCACAGGGGUCAUUGGAGCCAGAAUUAGCAAAUGGACACCAUUACCUUGCUCCAAAGACCAACGAGAACAUGUGUGAGAUUUGUGGUGCAGCACUCGGAGGAGAACAGGAUCUUCGUUUCUGUCAUGUCUGCAAAAAGGUGUUGUGUGUUUGCUGUUCCGAGAUGCAGGAAAAACUACUGUUCAUGAGGAAUGAUACGAAGAAGACAAGGGGAGACAACUGUGCACUGUGUGACCUGUUACGCACUAUCAGUGGUGAAGAAAAUUCAACCAGUGUGACAGGUGGGGAAAGUAUCAUCCAGUAUCAAAAUCAUGGCCAUGCAAAGCAGUCCAUACUGACUGAAACAGAAUCUGAUAGAGUACCACAGGUGUUGGACAAGGUGACCCCUGGAGAUUCAAAAAGCGACGAUACAUUUACGGUCAACUCUACAGUGGUUUCUGCAAAUGAUGGGUCAAAGGUUGGAGUUCCAAACUCCUCAGAAACAGAUCAGGACCACAGUAAAGAUGGGUUGUUUAUGUUAAACUCUGACGUUCUAUCUGACCAACGGCACAAAAUUGAAGGGAAAAGUGACAAAAAAUUGGAUUCAGGUCGAAAGGAUGGACAACGGACAACACUUGCCAAAGGUCAAGGUCAUCUACAGUUGACAACUCCAGAGGGAGGUCAAGGUGAUCAGGGGGACAAAUAUCUAGAUAAAGGACAGGGUGUUAAGCAAAGGACAGCUCUAGACAGAGGUCAAGGUUAUCAGGAAAGGACCGCUCUAGACAGAGGUCAAGGUGAUCAGGAAAGGACCGCUCUAGACAGAGGUCAAGGUGAUCAGGAAAGGAUCGCUCUAGACAGAGGUCAAGGUGAUCAGGAAAGGACAGCUCUAGACAGAGGUCAAGUUAACAAGCUAGAGACAAAAACACUGAACAGAAGCAAAAAGAACGGGCCAAUUGUGACUGCUGUCAUUGGAGAUUGUCCACAGACAUCUAUCCUGCCAGAAAUGACCACUCAGGCAAAAAAAGAUGACAGAAAUCAAACAAAAACUGACAAAACUGCAGAGGUCAACACAACAAAACCUAUUGUAUUUAAACAAGAUAGUAGUGUCUCGGAUAAAAAAGAAGUAUCGGAUAGGUCUAGUGUUUUAUUGUCUAAGGACGAACAAAACAUGGCAGGGAAACCUGAUGAUGAACAUUUUGAAAAAUAUUGGGACAAUAUGGAGGCCAAAACAUCAAGAAAAGGUAAAAAUUUUAGUAGUUCGGACAGAACAGAGAACACAACUUUUGAAAAAGACGAAACUAUAACUGGAAAACCAACCCAACAUGUUCAAGUGCUUAAAAAACAAAAUUCAGAGUUGGACAGCUCAGUUGCAGAAUCAUCUGAAGAUUUGUCCAAGUUACCGGGACCAAACAGUACUAAUCAGUUGGCAAGGAAUUUCAUCGAUGAUGGUGAUGACUUUGAUGAUGACCCAGAAGAAGUGGAGUACGAUAAUUUAGGAUUGAAAGAUUAUAGGGAGCAGCAGAAUCUACUGGGUGAUGUCCUUAAAGAAAUGUUUGUGAUUGAAACGUCUAGAAAGGAUCGCCCUCCGCGACAGCCUCGUAGGCCUGAAACGAUGAAGAUGGCAGUCGUAAUGCUGACGCAACCGGGAAAGGUUACUAGACAGCAGGACGAGUAUGGGAGAGAUACGUUAACACAGCAGUAUCACUACAGUAACAUCCUGGUCGUCGAGACAGGAAACCCUUCACAGUUACGUUCGGAGGGAAACUCUCCUCUUGCUUUGCCUGCAGUAUCCUCACCCGAUCCUUCUUCGCAGGAAAGCAUACCACACCUGAGACAGGAUCCUCAUAGUUCUUACUUUCAGAGUCUUUCAAAGGAAAGUGCCAAAGGAAAUCAUUCCGGAGUUUCAGCUGACAGAUUUUCUGAGGAAAAACCUGAAGGGUACACCAGCGGAGACUUUUCUGGCGCUCAGUAUGAACACUUAUCUAAGCAUACCAAUGAAGCAUUUCGUGGAGUUUCUCAUCAAGGAGGGAGCCCCGUGGGCCAAACAGGGGCAUCUGACACUCUUCAAAACGCUGUAUCGGACUAUUACCCAGGGCAAACUGUUGCACCUGUGUAUGGGAAGGAGAGUCCUUCUCGAUCAGAUCCAGGAUCAUCAGACAUUGACAGCAAGGUCUCCGUGGUAACGCAAAAGCGUUCAAAAAACCGACACAAACAAGCCUUCACGCACGCCUGCUCUGGCUGUGGUAGGAGGGACUGUGAAGGAAAUUUUAUGAAGCUUCUGAGAGAAAUGAUCGUCACGGCAGGCAGUGCUGGUUUCGAAAUUCGUAAUGUGAUACCUGAUGGGAAUUGUAUGUUUGCUGCGAUUGUGGACCAGAUGGAGUUAAAGAAAAAUUUCUCAUUCAGUCCAAAGUCUCUUCGAUUUGAGUGCCUGAAUUUUCUCCGGGAUAAUCCCGAGAGUGAGGACGGCACUCCCUAUGCAUUGUUUUUAGAUGCAGAAACCUGGGACGAGUACCUGUCUAGGAUGAGUCAAGAUGGGGAGUGGGGAGAUCACAUGAUGCUACAGGCUAUAUCACAGGUGACAAAAAGAAAUAUUCAGGUGAUUCACCAUGAUGCAGAACGAGACUGGACAGUCAUUGAAUACAAACUGGACACAUUAGAUAAAUCAGACAAGACAGACUGCCUUUUCCUUGGUCAUGUUGGAGAGUUCCACUACGUUAGCCUGCGACCGUCGGACCUGGCCAAGCAACUGCAUAAUAAGGAUGACCCUGACAGUGACCAGGAGAACUAUAGAUCUAUGGAUGUUUUCUCUUCCUUACCAAGUCUACCCAGCAUUGACGAUCCUGCCAAGCAGGAGAUGUUUGAGGAGGAUUACUUCGACCCUUGGAGCGAGAUUCCUGCCCUCCACUUAACUUACAUACUUAAGAAGUUUGUCCCCCUUGUUACUACUCUCCAGAGUGCGGACUCGGUGGUCACCAAUGCUGAAAUGCUGAUGGAGGAUGGUAAUUUUACCAGAGUGCAAAAGCGUUUUGGACUUGGAUCUGCGUCGUCUGUUGUGUUAACUGGAGACGCCGCUGAGGGAUUAUAUGCUCCAUAUCUGAAUGAAAGGGAGAGAACUGAGUUUGAUCAAGGAUCGGAAUGGGUAGACGUGACUGGGAUAGUGAUGCCAAACACAUGUAUUGCGUACCCUAAGGAUCACAGUGAUGUGGGCAUGAUGGAUGCCUUCAUAGAAACAGAAAAUGUCCACCCAGGAUACGCCAGACUCUUGUCACGCUAUCCGGAUCAGUGGGGUAUGACCUCCUCAGAAACUGGGGUCAUCAGUUGCUAUCUUCCUAGUCAUCAUUCAAACUUCAAAAAAGUAUUCAACUUGAGCAAAGAGGAAAAAGACUACAGUGCCAGCCAAAAUACUUCUGUUGUUUCAUUAUUCAACAAAAUAUCCUUGGCAAUAGUUGCACCAUUUUGGCCAGCUGUUGCCGAUGAGUGGAGGACACGACAGCGAAAAGCCAAUUGGCCUCCUCAAAACAUCAUUGACAGUAUCAUCGCUGGGGGAUAUCAUUUUGAGUGCUUUCCACACCCAAAAAGUCAAAAUCCAGACAUCGAGUUUCAUGCCUGUUUUGGUGUUGCGGAAAAAAUGCUUGCACAGGAAGCAUUGAGCCGCGAGCAACGCUACAUCUUCCUUGUGUUCAAGGCUUUGUGUAGCCAGGAAUUCACGGAAGAAGACCUCAUCACGUCAGCUCAUCUCAAAAACAUCUUCUUUUAUGCGUGUGAACAGCUUCCAUGUGAUUUCUGGGUGUCGCGUCCAGGUUCCUGUAUUUUCUACUUGCUUGAUGCCCUGUUUACGUGUAUUCAAGAGAGAAAUGUCCCAGACUUCUUCCUGCCAGCCAAUAACCUGAUUGAUCAUUUUGACGAAGAUCAGCACAAGAAGAUACUGCAGAAAAUUAUGACCUUGAGAAACGACCCAAUGUCCAAUUUAUUGAAGAUCGGUCAGAAAAACCGAAUAUACAAUGCCCAUGGUAUCCUUAGUCAGGUGACCAAUGAUAUUGAGCUGUUCCAUGACCAUCACAGUGCCAGGAGGUCUGUUCUAGAAGCGCUUGUCCCCAUCUCAAUUAACAUUGCCAAAUACAGUGUACAUACAGGUGCAUACAAACAGGCACUGGAGCAGCUGCAGGAGGCGUAUGAGGAACGCCUGGCCAUCAGUACGUGCGAGGAUGCUCUCCCUUUCACUGCGUUCCUUACGCAGGCUACUGAUGGCUGUUCUGUUGAGAAACAGUGGUGGUUCUUUUUCAAUGUUGACCAGCAGCUUCACACAACUCUGUGUGCUGAUCUUAGCAUGGCUAUGCAGCCUGUGGCUCUGGAAGAGCUAGUGGGUAAGGACGUAGCUCAAACACAAGUUGGCACGCUAAUUCCUGCGGUAAUGGCACACAAACUUUGUCGGUUCUGCUCCGACAUGGCGACUCAUCUCUUUUCCAAUUACUUCACACAGAAAUGUCUGCCUUUUCUCCUUUUCAACCUUAACCGUUACCGUGAGAAACUACAGAGACUAAUGCUGGGUAAACCUCAGGGUCAACAGCAGUACAACCCCAGGCAACCGUUGACAAGUGAGGACGAAGAUGAUUUUACGGAUGAGAAUGCUGCCAGGGUUUUCAACCAACUAUAUAUCGUGUACAAUCGCCUGAACCAGCUGUGGAUAUUUCAGGAUCUCAUACCCGAGUUUGAGAACUUGUGCGAGGUAAUCAACACAAGGGAGGCUUUCUCGAAACUAGUGACCAUAUUAAAACAAAUGGGACUAACAGAAAGGGCCCAGAUGGCAGAAGCAAGGAGAAAUAGUAUUCCAAGGGAGACAACUAGGUCAGGAUACCUUGACAACGGCAACUAUUAUUGAAAAACACAACUGUUAUUUGUUGUUUAACUCAUUCACCACUGAAGACACAUUUGAAUUUUUCCAAUUCAAAUGUUGGAAUAUUUCAUUAUGUAAUUUCAGGGGUGAGUGAGUUAAAAAGCAAUCCUUACAUCUGAAAACUGAUGUCUAUUCUGUCUAUACUCACUGUGAACCACAUACCAUUUCAAGAAAAUUCCCGAGCAACAUGGAUACAUAUCUCAUAUAAGUCAUUUGUAGUUUCUACCCAUUAUGAACAAGUAUUUUUAUGGUUAAUUGUACCAGUAGAAUGGAACAGAAAAUAAAAUGUAAAAAGAUUUGAUUGUGGAUUAGACACUGAAUGUGAUUGAAGGGUGGUUGAUCACAUUUCUGCCUCAAGCAUAGUGAUUAGCCCUUUCACCCCUAAGUAACUUUAGUAGACUCUACCAUACAUUGGUCUGGAUAAGUCCAUUAUGGUCUACAGUGGUGAAAGGGUUAGUACAAUUAGUCCAAACUACAAUUAAGGAUCCCCGUACCACUGUCAAAAACUGUAAUUAGGCAUUAGAAACUGUUUUUUCCAGCAUGACUAUAACUUUGAAAUUAAUUUCUAAAUGGAAACUGUGUUUGCAGAACUUUUACGAAACAUAAUGAAAGAUGAAAUAAACAAAAAAAUAAUCAACAACAGUGUUCUGCGUGUAACAAUUCGGCAGGGCUAGACCCUGGUCUACAGGUCGUUAUACUAUCACACAAACUGAUUGAGUUAACUUGUCAUCGGAAGUGUACGAGUCCAAAUGUGCUCUAUAUACAUAUUUCUAAACAUUUUGGAAAGUAUGGAUUGUGAAAAGAUUCAUGUAGCACAACCAACAAUACUAAUGUGCUAAGGUUAAAAUCAAACGGAAGUUAAGGGGAGGUUACUGUAUAGGAAAAACCAUAGAGCAGUGGGACAGGGAUCCUUAAGGAAGUUAAG